Messenger RNA from Leptopilina heterotoma, 2916 nucleotides. It is a transcript of the gene nAChRalpha2, whose product is annotated as acetylcholine receptor subunit alpha-like 2. Gene Ontology annotation, cellular component: synapse; postsynaptic membrane; neuron projection. Bases 535 to 2178 code for a protein of 547 amino acids. The record is from RefSeq and is a predicted model, not a curated record. Gene Ontology annotation, molecular function: acetylcholine-gated monoatomic cation-selective channel activity; transmembrane signaling receptor activity. Gene Ontology annotation, biological process: regulation of membrane potential; signal transduction; nervous system process. NCBI's taxonomy places the organism in Eukaryota, Metazoa, Arthropoda, Insecta, Hymenoptera, Figitidae. The transcript has 8 exons.
ACUACCCCACACAUGAAGUCUCAUCCGAUGGGUAGUGGUCCACCGGCCGCAAGCAAUCUCUUUUCUUUUCCACUGAUUUUUCCCAGGAAUUUUUGAUAAACUGUGUGUAUAUUAUUGCACUCAAUGGAACAGAUUCCAACUAGAUGCAAAAAAUAAACUUUUUGCAAUUGUUUUCGAAAGAAAAAUCAAAUAAAAAGAAAGUGAAAUGUAGUCUGGAGAUCAACCAAUCAACGAUAUAAAAACAAGAUCAAUUAUUUAAAGUGUUUCUUUCAAAUCGCGAAAGAAAUGUGCGAAUGUUUUUCAAGUUUCAUUAACCUAACAUUCGAAUAAAGUCAAAAAAUAAUAAAGUCAAAGGAAAAUCCUUGCUCAUUCAGAAUGAAAUUUUCUACGUUGAGGAAAAUACAGGACUGAUGAUCCAUGCGAGGAAAAACAGAACCACACAGGAUUGUUUAUCUUAUCCAUUCCGAUGAAUUCUUUUAAAGGAUGCUGAUGAAAGUAGCGAUUUAGUUCGCAAAAUUCGAGAGACAAAGGAAAAUGAAGAUGUUGAAACAAUUUAUCCUAAUUCUCGCGAUAGGUUUCUCCCUAGCAAAUCCCGAUGCGAAGAGGUUGUACGAUGAUUUACUGUCAAACUAUAAUCGACUAAUUAGACCCGUUUUAAAUAAUACAGACACCAUUGUCGUCAAACUUGGUUUACGACUAUCCCAACUUAUAGAUCUGAAUCUUAAGGAUCAGAUAUUGACUACCAACGUUUGGUUAGAACACGAAUGGCAGGACCAUAAAUUUCAAUGGGAUCCCUCAGAAUAUGGGGGGAUGACAGAAUUAUACGUUCCUAGCGAACAUAUAUGGUUACCAGAUAUUGUUCUUUACAAUAAUGCGGAUGGUGAAUACGGAAUUACGACAAUGACAAAAGCUGUCCUUCAUCAUACCGGAAAAGUAGUUUGGACGCCGCCAGCUAUUUUCAAAUCCUCUUGUGAAAUCGACGUCAGAUAUUUUCCCUUCGACCAGCAAAUUUGCUUCAUGAAAUUUGGAUCCUGGACUUAUGACGGCUUUCAAAUAGACUUGAAGCACAAAGAUUCACAAGAGGGCGAUGACAAAGUGGAUGUUGGAAUUGACUUGCGCGAAUAUUAUCCAAGUGUUGAAUGGGAUAUUCUCAAUGUGCCAGCAGAACGACAUGAAAAAUAUUAUUCCUGCUGUCUUGAGCCCUAUCCUGAUAUCUUUUUCAACAUUACUCUCCGAAGAAAAACUCUAUUUUACACAGUGAAUCUAAUUAUUCCCUGUGUCAGCAUCUCUUACCUUUCGGUGCUUGCCUUCUAUCUUCCAGCGGAUUCGGGAGAAAAAAUCGCACUCUGCAUCAACAUUCUUCUUUCGCAAACAAUGUUUUUCUUAUUGAUUUCCGAAAUCAUUCCCUCCACAUCUCUCGCACUGCCUUUACUCGGAAAAUAUCUUCUCUUCACUAUGAUUCUUGUGGGAUUUUCCGUGGUCAUCACUAUUAUUAUUUUGAAUGUACACUAUCGUAAACCAAGUACUCAUAAAAUGGCUCCUUGGGUGAGGAGAAUUUUUAUACGUCGAUUGCCCAAGUUACUGCUAAUGAGAGUACCCGAUGAUCUUCUCAACGACCUCGCAGCGCACAAAAUUUACGGACGUCGUUCUGGAAGUAAAAAAGAUAAAUUUAAGGAUGCAGUCUCGGCUGCUGUUCAAUCGUCAUCUAUUAUAUCCUCACCGGAUUCUGCUCGACAUGCAGGAAUUGGAGGUUGUAAUGGAUUGCACACAACAACGGUGCACAACAGAUUUCUAGUUGGUACCUUAGCUGGUUACAAUGGUCUUCCAACAGUGAUGUCAGGUUUAGAUGAAUCGAUGAGCGACGUGACACCACGAAAAAAAUAUCCCUUUGAAUUGGAGAAGGCUCUUCAUAAUGUCAUGUUUAUCCAGCAUCAUAUUCAAAGACAAGACGAAUUCAAUGCUGAAGAUCAGGAUUGGGGAUUUGUGGCAAUGGUAAUGGAUCGACUAUUUCUCUACAUUUUCACAAUUUGUUCUCUCUUGGGAACAGUUGCAAUUCUCGCCGAAGCACCAGCUCUUUACGACAACACUGAACCUAUUGAUAUGGAAUAUUCAUCUAUUGCUCAACAACAGCUAUUUCCAGGGAAAAUGUUAGAAAAACUGGCACAAUUACCUCGUUAAUUCUCAAUUUCAUUUUUUCCUCAUUUUUAAAUCUUUUUUCUUUUUUUUUAAAGAAAACUUUCAUACCAAAAGUCAAAAUUAGCGAAUUCAUCACAAAAUUUCUUCUUUUCUUUCUAUGAAACAAAAAAUCCGAAAUUCUAAAAGUCUUGUCUAAAGUCGCUUUCUAGAAUCCACUAUCAAAUUAUACAAGAAUCAACUUUUCAGCGUUAAUCGAGACAUAUAUCAAAUCUGAUCGAAUUUUAGCGAUUUAUAUUGAAAAUAAAUAGGCAGUCAAUUUUUUACAAGCUGCUCUGAGUGACAAUAACGAGGUAAUAAUAAUAAUAGUCAAGUAGUAAAAUUCUUUUUCCAAAAUAAAAAAAAAACACUCAACAGUUAAUUAGCUAAAUGGAAGAAAAAAAACUAGUUUUUAAAGAGUUGAAAGGUUUUCAGAAAUAAUAUUCCAAAAAGCUUUCUCCUUUUAAUAAAAAUGGAAAUAUACGUUUAUUGAAUAUGACGUUGAUAAAAGUUACAUCACAAAGUAAAUAAACGUUUUAAUCAAAAAGAUACCGCACAACAUUCGGUACUUUUGAGACUGAUGAAUUAAUCUAUAUAUAUAAUGAUAGAAAUACAUACAGAGAUAUAUUAAAAUAAGUAAUGUACCAUAAUAUUAUGGUAAAUUAUAUAUUAUACACUUCCUUAAAAUUCAUGACAUUUUAGGCGAUUGCACUCCAAAAAUAAAAUAAAAAAAAAAAAAAAAAA